UCAGCAUUUGGUUUUCCUUACGGCGGCCCCGCGCCCCGAAUAAAAUCUCGCCGCUUUGCGUCCGCCCACCCUUUCCUCUUUUGCCCUAUCCGUUUCUUUCCCUACAAUCUUCCUUCAAAUCCCAGUAGAAGCAAGAACAAGGACAUUCUUCUAAUGGUUAUUACUCCGAGAAAUCUAAUACCCUUUUGCCCAAAUGGGUAUCUCAGCGGAGAAGGAUUUAGGUUGGGCUUUCGUUGGGGAGGGGGGAAGAGAACGAGAUCGUAGAGACUGAGGCAUUGGAAUUUGGAAAUUUAAAGCGGUCCAAGCAUUGGGGUUUUGAGGGGGAGGUGAAGGAGAUGCCGAUGAUGAGCAAAACCCGGAACGUGUUGGAAGGGCUCGUGAAGGACGGGGCGUUCAAGUGGGCGCUCAGCCGCCGGAACUCCUUCGAUGAGGAGUUCGAGGAGAUGGCCCGCUCCCCCUCCGGCAAGCGCAAGUGGAUUUCCGAGCUCUCCCCCAUGGCCAACGUCAUCGUCGGCCGUUGCUCCCGAAUUCUUGAAGUUUCUAUGGAUGAGCUUCAGCAUAACUUUGACAAGGAAGCAUCUGAGUCCAUAAAACACCCAUCAAAUUAUGCAAGAAAUUUCUUGGAGUACUGCUGCUUUAGAGCACUAUCUCUCUCUACUCAAGUCACAGGCCACCUCUCUGAUAAGAACCUUCGCCGCCUGACAUUUGAUAUGAUGUUAGCCUGGGAAGCUCCUGCUGCCGCUAGUCAGCCUUUACUCAAGGUGGACAAGGAGAGUACUGUUGGGGUAAAUGCUUUUUCUCGAAUAGCACCUGCAAUCCCCACCGUUGCAGAUGUAAUUACCUGCUUCAAUCUUUUUGAUGUGCUUACAACUUCGACUGGAGGUCGACUUUCAUUUGCUAUAUAUGACAAAUACCUUGGAGCACUAGACAGAGCAAUAAAAAAAAUGAAGACUCAAUCAGAAUCAUCUCUUCUUUCGGGUCUUCGAUCAGAUAGAGGAGAAAGGAUCCUUGAUUUGGAUGGAACAUUGACUACCCAACCAGUACUUGAACAUGUAGGAAUUUCUAUAUGGCCUGGAAGAUUAACACUGACAGAUCAUGCUCUUUACUUUGAACCUCUACGAGUUGUAACUUAUGACAAAGCAAAAGUAUAUGAACUUGCAGAUGAUUUGAAGCAGGUUAUCAAGCCUGAGUUGAGUGGGCCAUGGGGUUCACGUCUUUUUGACAAAGCAGUCAUGUACAAAUCAAUAUCCUUAUCAGAACCAGUGAUCAUGGAGUUUCCAGAGCUUACAGGUCAUUCACGUCGCGACUAUUGGCUAGCCGUUAUGCAAGAAAUUCUUUAUGCCCACAGUUUUAUUAGAAAGUUCCAAAUAAAGGGUGUUGAGAAGGAAGAAACACUGUUGAAGGCUGUACUAGGCAUUCUGCGUUUACAAGCUAUUCAAGAGGUAGUUCCUUCAAUGCCCAUAAAAUGUGAGGCGCUUCUAAUGUUCAACCUCUGUGAUCAGCUUCCUGGAGGUGACCUGAUACUAGAAACACUUGCUGAUAUGAUGUCUUCUAGGGGGUUGGAUCGGGUUAACCAAUUCAGUUCUGGAAGUGGAAUGUAUUCUAUAUCUGCUCUAGCAAUCUUGUCAAAUCUGGGGGUGGUGUCUCUAGAUGCUAAUAAUGAAAGGCUUCUUGUUGGCGAACUAGUUGUAGGGCAGAUGAGUUCCUUAGAGAAGGCUGUUAGCGAGUCCCGGGAUAACUACAAAAUGGUAGAGCAAGCAAAAGCCACGGUUGAUGGAGUUAAAGUAGAUGGAAUUGAUACCAAUUUGGCAGUGAUGAAGGAGCUAUUAUAUCCUAUGAUUGAACUGGGAAAAAUCCUCAUUUCUUUGGCAUCAUGGGAUGAAUCUCUCAAGUCUUUGGCAUUCUGUUCUUUGUCUUGUUACAUAAUUUUCAGGGGAUGGCUAGGUUAUGUGCUGGUUGUGGUGCUUCUCUUUAUUGCAAUCUUCAUGCUGCUUACUAGAUUUUGUAGUCAAGGCCGGCCAAUCAAUCAUAUUAAGGUGAUGGCCCCUCCGGCAAUGAAUACUAUGGAGCAGCUCUUGGCUGUUCAAAAUGCUAUUUCCCAAGUUGAGGAGCUGGUCCAGGAUGGGAAUAUCAUUCUCUUAAAGUUACGAGCCUUGUUACUCGCUGUGCCUUCUCAGGCAACAGACAGAGCUAUACUGGUGCUUGUUCUAAUGGCCUUGGCUGUAGCCUUUCUACCUGGUAAACUUAUCAUCUUAAUGAUAUUUCUGGAGACAUUCACAAGAAACUCGCCUCCAAGAAGGUCUAGUACAGAGAGGUGGACAAGGAGAAUAAGAGAGUGGUGGUUCAGCAUACCAGCUGCUCCUGUAGUACUUGAACGGGACCAAGAAGAUAAAAAGAGGAAGUGACCUUGUAUAUAAUCAUGUAUGCUUAAUUGUUUCAUGUAUCCAUAAAUAAGAUUUUUUUCUGAUUACCUACAUCAACACCCCAACGUACAAGGCAUGGAAAUAAGAAGACAAAUAACAAAAAGACAUUUUCGAUUCACAUUACUGUAUUCAGCUUAUAUGACAUUGCAGUUACCAGAGGCAUCUUUUUAACCA
Messenger RNA from Phoenix dactylifera (date palm), 2597 nucleotides. RefSeq lists its product as uncharacterized. NCBI's taxonomy places the organism in Eukaryota, Viridiplantae, Streptophyta, Magnoliopsida, Arecales, Arecaceae. The record is from RefSeq and is a predicted model, not a curated record.